Molecule: messenger RNA, 1241 nt
Organism: Labeo rohita (rohu)
Lineage: Eukaryota; Metazoa; Chordata; Actinopteri; Cypriniformes; Cyprinidae
Product: endonuclease domain-containing 1 protein-like
Exons: 3
Coding region: 67-1017 (316 amino acids)
Molecular function (GO): nucleic acid binding; metal ion binding; hydrolase activity
Source: RefSeq, a predicted model, not a curated record
GUGAAAACAAGCUUCUUGUAAAGAACAACUAAUAGUGAGAACUUCAUAAUCCAUCAUCUCUUCAUCAUGAUGCUGCUUCUUCAUAUGCUAAUGCUGUCGCUUCUCUCCGGCGGUUCAGCCAAUGUUGUGCAGGAUUUUGAAAGUGCAUGUGGUCAAUUUUUUGCAAACAGCAAAUCACCAACAAGAAUUUCUGGAUCACAAUAUAGGCAGAUCUGCCAAACUUUAAAUAAUGUUGUUUAUUAUGCCACAUUCUACAACACUAACAAGAAGAUUCCUGUGUACUCAGCCUACACGUUUGAAGGGCUAAAGGUCUGCACAAGACUAGACAAGUGGUACAUUGAACCUCAACUUGACAAAAAUAAAACAUCACCAAACAUGACACCUGAAAAUGAUGUGAAAGUACAACAACUUGGAGACCAUCAAGCUCUCAAUGGAGACUACGAGAAUUCUGGUUUCGACAAAGGUCAUCUGGCACCAGUCUACCAGGCACAGUCACAGAAGUGUGCUGAUGCCACCUUCACUCUCACCAAUGCUGCUCCACAAAACCCCUCUUUUAACCGAGGUCAGUGGAGGGUACUAGAAAAAGAAAUUGCAACUAAUCUGUCCAAUCGAUGUCUACCGAAGAAGUAUUCUGUUUACAUUGUGACAGGGGUGGUACCAGGUGUUGGUAAAAUAAAGAAUAGAGUGAUCGUGCCUAGUCAUUUCUGGACUGCAUACUGCUGCUUAGACAACAAUAACAAAUGUCAGAUCUCAAGCGGGUUUAUUGGAAAGAAUGAGAAUGUUACUCCCAACGAAACAACUGUGAAUGAUUUAAAGAAAGAGUUGGCAAAACUUUAUAAUGUUGCUUCAUUUGAGUUGUUUGAUGGAGCUACAGAUCCCCCAGCGAAGAAACAAUGCGAUUCAAAAAAUGAAAAUAAGCUCUGUCAAAAUAAAGCACCAGUGAGCUUUUGUCUGAAAGAGAAACUUUAUCAAAUGUCCUCUUUGCUGUUAUUGUUACUUCUGACUGAAUUAUUAUAAUUGUUAGUGGAAUCAUGAAGAAAAUCCUGCUCAUGCUUUGAAGAGGUUUACUAACAGGACUGUGAAAAUCCUUAAGAACUUCAGUUUUAUGUGUAAUUCUGUAAUUCUUUCAGUUCUGUAGUUAAUGAUUGAAACCAUUAUAAUGUGGAUAAAUGGAGUGCAUCAUAUAUUACACUAAUAUGAAAUAAAGAAGGGUUUUUUUGUUUUGUUUUUGUUUUUGGUUU